Saccharomycodes ludwigii is the source of this 3288-nucleotide messenger RNA. RefSeq names its product ssDNA endodeoxyribonuclease RAD1 (gene RAD1). The record is from RefSeq and is a predicted model, not a curated record. Gene Ontology annotation, molecular function: single-stranded DNA binding; damaged DNA binding; single-stranded DNA endonuclease activity. NCBI's taxonomy places the organism in Eukaryota, Fungi, Ascomycota, Saccharomycetes, Saccharomycodales, Saccharomycodaceae. The transcript has a single exon. Gene Ontology annotation, cellular component: nucleotide-excision repair factor 1 complex. Bases 1 to 3288 code for a protein of 1095 amino acids. Gene Ontology annotation, biological process: nucleotide-excision repair involved in interstrand cross-link repair; resolution of meiotic recombination intermediates; double-strand break repair via single-strand annealing, removal of nonhomologous ends.
AUGCCCCCAGAAAAGGAAUCAUUGUUUGUUAGAGAUGAAGAUGAUGAAGAUAAUACUAAUUUAAUUUCCGAAUUGAAUAAACCACAACAAAAUUACCAAACUAUUCACGGUAACAAUAAUGAAAGUAGUAGUAAACAAAAUGAGGAAUAUGCACAAAAUAAAAAAAUUACAUAUACGUACUAUGACAGUGAAGAUGAAGGAUUAUAUCCUAUUAUAGAACAAGAAGAUGACCAAGAUAUCACUCAAAACCCAAAAAAGAACAUUGAUAUAUACGGCAUAAGACCGGUAGAUGUUCAGCUUUCGUUGAAUUUGCCAUUUCAACAAUCGAUUGUUCAAGAUAUGCUUGUUGCUGAAGAUCCUCUAUUAAUCCUAGGGAAAGGAUUGGGAUUGGAAUUAAUCGUGGCAAAUUUAUUAUACAUUUUAAGCACACCUACCCUAAUUAAAGGAAUUGAAAAACAAAGUUUGGUACUAUUGUUGGGUACCACACCUGAAGAUAAUAUAAAAAUAUCCGAAGAGCUAUUCGAAAUGUCAUGUGUGUCUGACGACCAAGCGGUACGUAAUUUUCAUAUUGUUUCUGCUGAAAGUUCCUCAGUGGAUAAAAGACGUAAGUUAUAUUUACAAGGCGGGAUAAUAUCGAUAACUUCAAGAAUUUUGAUUGUGGAUUUCCUUUCAGGUGUUAUUAACCGUGAAAGUAUUACAGGCUUAUUUAUUUUACAUGUAGAAAAAUUCAAUAAAUUUUCCAAUGUGGGUUUCAUAACAGAAAUGUAUAGGGAAGUUAAUAAAUGGGGGUUUAUCAAAGCUGUGUCAGAUUCGCCGGUAUCUUUUAUAACCAAGGGCUUCCAACCAUUGCAUCAAAAAUUAAAGGAAUUAAGAUUAAAAACACCCAUAUUAUGGCCUCGGUUUCAUUUAGAUGUUUCUUCUUCUCUUAACACGGAUAAGUCCAAAGUAAUUGAAAUUAAAGUUGCUCUAACAAAUUCGAUGUCUCAAAUUCAAUUUGGUUUAUUAGAAUGUCUUAAAAAAUGUUUAGAUGAAUUAAAUAGGAAAACUAGUGAUCUACAAAUGCAAGAUUAUUGGUGCUUAGACAGCGCUUUAGAUGAAAACUUUAUGCGAUCCUUGCAUUCCAUAUUGGAUCCACAAUGGCACAGAAUAUCUUUUGAAGCUAAACAACUAGUCAAAGAUAUUGCUACAUUACGAAAAUUACUAGAAAAUUUAUUAAUUUAUGAUCCAGUUGAUUUUUUCGAAAUGAUUAACCUAAUAAUGGAGGCAAACAAACCCUCGAUAACUAGAAAAUAUAUGGAAUCUUUAUGGUUAAUGGCAGAUGAAAGUCAGUUAGUAGUAUCGUAUGCUAAGAAGAGGGUAUAUUCUAAUAACAUUUAUGAAUUAGAACAUUUACCCAAAUGGGAGCAAUUAUUAUCUUUAUUGGAUGACAUAAAUCACGCUGAGCUUGAAGUUAACUCUAACAAUGAUGCUAGCAGCACUGCAAUGAAUGGUUCCACUUUAAUUAUGUGCUCUAAUGGGUACACCUGUAAUCAAUUAAGAAAAAUUAUUAGUCUUCAAAAACAAGAAAGGAUUAGAAAAUAUAUGAUGGAGAAAUUACAACUUUACAUAAAUAGUAAAGAUGAUGCCAUAUCUAAAAAAGUUCUUGAUGAUGUUAAAGAAAAAACGGAGCAAGCUAGCACUAUUGCCAUAGCAACAGAACAUAAUGAAAAUGGCACCUCUAAUGAUAACAACCUUGAUUUAUCUACUACCUUUACUAGAGGUGCUAUUUAUGAUAACAAUCACGCACAAAGUUCCAAAAGAAGAAGGACCAGAGGCUCCUCAUAUGUAGCAACUGUGAAGAAACUCAAAAAUGCAAGUAAUGGCGAAGAUAUUAAUAAUUCUAUGAGUAUAGAAGAAAUCCAAGACGAAAUAACAAAAAUUGAUGAUUUUCUUAACAAUGAUGAAAAUGAAGAGGAGAAGGGGGAAGAUAAUAUUUUUAGUAGUGAAAAUUCUGUCCAGGAAAUAGGAACCAAAACAAUGCAAAAUACCAAAAUACAAAAAGAAUAUGAAGUGUGGGAGACCAGACGCAUAAAUACAAAAUAUAUAGAUAAACAAGAUCAAAUAAUAAUUGAAAAGUAUUUUAAUGUCAAUUGCGAUGCGCUAUUAAAUGAAUUAAGACCAGCCAAUAUUAUAUUUUAUGAACCCAAUCUGACAUUUAUUAGAAUAGCUGAAUUAUAUAGAGCAUUGAAUCCAGCUGUCCAAAUAUACUUUAUGUACUAUAGAGAUUCCUACGAGGAACAAAGGCAUUUAAAUGAAAUAAAGAAAGAGAAAGAAGCGUUUACUAAAUUAAUUAAAGAAAGAGUAAGCCUAGCUAAACAUUUUGAAACUGAAGAAGAUUUAUCAAAAUUUAAAAAUUUGGCUAAAAGAAAAGUGCAAUUAUCCUCCAAAAGAUCAACUAGGGUCGCAGGUGGUCAACAACAACAACAACUCCUUAAUUCUGAGGAAAUGGUUGUUGUUGUAGAUAUUAGGGAAUUUAAUGCACCAUUACCAGGCUUGCUUUACAGAUAUGGAUUUACUGUAAUACCUUGUAUGCUAACUGUUGGCGAUUACAUUCUAACUCCUCAGAUCUGUGUAGAAAGGAAAUCCAUACAAGAUUUAAUUGGAAGUUUUAGGAAUGGUAGGUUGGUAGAGCAGUGUAAAAAAAUGAGUAAAUAUUAUGAAUUGCCAACUUUACUAAUUGAAUUUUCUGAUAACCAAUCGUUUUCAUUGGAACCAUUUAGUGAGUCAAGAAGAAAUAAAAACAACAAUUCACAUCCUAUUAGUUCUAAAUUAAUGCAAGAUGAGAUUCAAAUGCAAUUAGCAAAAAUAGUUAUUAAAUUUCCUAAUUUAAGAAUCAUAUGGUCUUCUUCACCAUUGCAAACUGUUAAUAUUAUUUUGGAUCUGAAGAAUGGAAGAGCACAACCGGAUCCAGCUACUAGUGUUAGCGUUGGUAAAAAAAAAAGCGUUAGAGAAUUACAUAAUGUUACCAGCGACUCUAAACUCACUAAUAAAGGGACUUCAGACGAAGAAGUAUCUGUAACUAAAAUUAACUCCGCCGCUAGCAACAGUGACAAUAAUUUGAAAUAUAUUUUGGAUAUACCAGGCGUUUCAAAUAUUGAUUACUUCAGAUUAUUGACAAAUGUGAAAAACAAUCAAGAAAUGGCAAAUUUAACUUUACAAGAACUAUGUGAUAUCUUAGGUGAUGUAGAAUUGAGUGAAAGGAUCUAUAAUGCAAUUCAAACCAGCAAUAAAGAAAAAAUAGGUGAAUAA